CAUGCCCUCGCUCCAUUUAUGGUCUUCAGUUUUGAAACAGGAGCAACUGUCCCCACCAGUGUUGCCAUCAUCUUUCUGAUGUUCGUAAUACGCUGUAAAAACUUUAAAUAAGCCCACUUUUGUUUUGGUUGACGGAGGACGUCCAGGGUUAAAGAGAUUAAUUCUUGAAGGGGACCUUGAAAUUAGCAUGCAGUUGCCAUGGUGAUCAGAACACGCUAAUCCCAAAGGCUCCGCGGAGUUGACAGACAGCUGGGUUCAGAGAGGGAACUUACAUGCCAAAAAAUGGUCAAAAAUAAAAACAAUCGUCUUAAAUCCACAUGCAAGACAAAAAAGGCUGGUUUCCAGACUACAAGCAGCAAAGACCUGACCCUGCAGGAAGAUCCAGCUGACAAUGACACCCCAGCUUCUCCCUCAGAGCCCAACAUCACCAGCAAACACCAGCUGGGCUUCCCAGACAGAAUCUACUUGUUGGCAUCCGUUAUUUUCCAGAAUAACUACCUGGAAAAGCCUGCUGCACACCGAUUGGUAAAUUAUGGUAAAGACAGAGGGCUGCCAUUACCUGAGCUUAAAGAUAAGGAGAUGCAGCGUUCAGCUUAUGAGCUGGCCUUCAGUGCACUUAAAUAUCAAGAGCUCCUGGAGGACAUCAUGACUGACAGCUGCUUUUAUCCCACCCAACCAACACGAGAUGAUCAGAUGAGGCUCGUUGCUGUCAUGCUCUAUGACUUCCAGGACAGAAAGUUUCUUCCAAGGCACUGCCACAGGGAUGAGGAAAUCAUUCAGGAAGUUCGAGAUGUGGAGAGUAAGCUCCUCAGGUUCAAAAUCAAGCUUGCAGCCUCUUUGGCCCGCUACAGGAUCAAACAUGAUCUCUCAUCUAUUGAGUGUUUCUUGCCAGAGAGUGUGAAGAAGAAGCAAGAGAGGUCAAUCAGCCUUCCUCUUUAUGCAUGGGUCAACACACUGAAGAGCAGUCUUGACAAGGUCCAAAGUAUGCUGAGGAAUGCGGGGUUUUCGCAGGUGGAAUCGAUUGGACAGUUGGAGGGUCAGUCUUUCUGCCAGGAUUCCCACUGUGGAGAUAUGCUGGUGUUCCCAGCUCAGAUGAAAGCUCAGCUGUCCUCCACUGAGCUGCUUAGUGACCACAAACUCAUCAUCCAGGAUAAAUCAUACAGCUUGGGCCCGAAUGCAGCGUGCUCCCUGUUACCAGAGGAAGGAGAUGUGCUCAUGGUGGGCUGUUUCUCUGGCCUCACUAUCUCCCACAUGGCCUCCCUUAUUACGAGGACAAAUAAGGCCAACAACAACAGCGUGUCAAGGGUCUACGUUUGUGUCAGUGACUGCACAGAUGUUCAGAAGGAGGAGCUACAGCUCACAGUCUCCACCAUGGGCUGCAAGAAUGUGCAGCUGAUACAGGAGGUCUUCCAGUCUUUGGAGAGUGGUGAUAAGCGGCUUCAAAAGGUGCGAGUUAUCCUGCUGAUCCCCAGGUGUUCGAUGUCUGCAGUCAACAACCCCGUAGAGUUCAUGCUGCAAGAAAAUGGAGACACAUGCUUGCUGCAGGACCUAUCCCAUGGUUCCAUAGCCCAGAGCAAACUGGAGUCUCUGGUUGCCCAGCAGAGGAAAGAUAUUGAUCAUGCCUUGAAGUUUCCCACAGUUUUGGCAAUAGUAUACUUGACCUGUUCGUCAUACUCAGAGGAGAACGUGGACACAGUGAACAUUGCGCUACAGCAAGUCAAAGCCUGCUCAGACAAGGAGGGAGAACCAAAGCAAGCAAACUUCAGAAAGCUGUCCUGGUGUGCUGGCAAUGCCUCAGGCAGGCUGGGUCCUUCUCCUUUUAUCUCCUAUGACCAUGGAGAGACCAAAGAGGAAGCAGGGCCCUUCUUCGUGUUGGAAGUUUCAGAGCACAGCAAUGGCUGCUUUCUGGCUGUUCUUAACAGAGAGCCGGAGCCAGUGAUCAAAGAGGCACCAGAGGAAGUAAUUGCCAGAGCAAAUGCUAAAGGCAUCCUGGAGAGGAUUGGAUCAAACCACUUGACUAGAAAAGAGCACCAUGGACACACCAGCAAAAUGAAAAAAGCAGCCCAUGUUCGCAGCUCUCAGUCCCAUCUCUCAGCGAGAAUGCAAAGCAAAAACCUGCAAACUAAGGAAAGCAACAGUGUUGUUUCGUGUGAACAUCAUGACUUUAAACAAUCAUCACAAGGGAAACCCAAAGCACUGCGCUUGCAAGCCUUAAAGAGCACUGUGUCCAGCUCCUCCUACUCUAAACAAGAAUCCACCACUUCCUCGUACUCCUCUAAAAUAGGAAACAGCACAUUCACUAAAAGCAUCACCUCUCUAUUCAACACUACAACUUCCACCACCACUGCUCAACGUGCCGCCUGUCCUCCUGCCCCCGUGACUCCAAUUGUUCGUCCACGCAGAGCUCAGCAGAAGGUCCUGAAGCCUGUGUUGCUCGUCCUGCCUCCCGUUGACUUCCCCAACUCCCUCCCAUCCCAGCACAGUCGGACGGGGUUUAGUCCUAGCCUCAGCUACAACAGGUGGAGGACGCCAGCUCAAAUUAUAUCCCGUGGUCUCUCCAAGGAUGCCAUGGACAAAUGCCGUCAUAUGUUUUGACCAAAAAACUGUAUAUUUAAAUAAAGCCAGAUAUAUCUGCAA
Molecule: messenger RNA, 2637 nt
Organism: Melanotaenia boesemani (Boeseman's rainbowfish)
Lineage: Eukaryota; Metazoa; Chordata; Actinopteri; Atheriniformes; Melanotaeniidae
Product: putative methyltransferase NSUN7
Exons: 14
Coding region: 283-2595 (770 amino acids)
Molecular function (GO): methyltransferase activity
Source: RefSeq, a predicted model, not a curated record